Bombus pascuorum is the source of this 1062-nucleotide messenger RNA. Its product is annotated as zinc finger SWIM domain-containing protein 7-like. The transcript has 3 exons. Gene Ontology annotation, molecular function: zinc ion binding. Gene Ontology annotation, biological process: double-strand break repair via homologous recombination. Gene Ontology annotation, cellular component: Shu complex. The record is from RefSeq and is a predicted model, not a curated record. Bases 150 to 668 code for a protein of 172 amino acids. Lineage: Eukaryota; Metazoa; Arthropoda; Insecta; Hymenoptera; Apidae.
UAAUCAUCUUUUGAAGUGUUAAGUUGUUUAAAGUAAUGUGAUUCAAAAUUAAAAUAACUUUGUGUUGACUACUUAUCAACAUUUCUUUUAUUUAUAUUUUUUGUACAAAAGUUACAUUAAAGUAUGUACUUACACGAAACAUAACCUUCAUGAGUGUAAACAAACAAUUAGCAUCAAAUGCGCUUCUGUCUAAGACGUACGAUAUAAAAUAUGCAGAGUUUGUAAAUAAAGUGCUAAAGGAAUCAGCUGACAGUUUUGAAAAAGAACAGAAAUUUUUAGAUGAUGUACUAUUAAAUCUGUAUAACAUUUUUGGUGAUGCACUUGAAAGGGCAUUAGAAUUGUAUGAACGAGGACGUAUAACUUAUAUUUUUCCUUCUGAAAGUGCUGGUGUUCCACCUCAUAAUGAUAGACAUACUGCCAGAUAUUUAGUGCAGGUUAAAGGAUUGUCAGGAGCAAUAUAUAUGCUUUUCCCAGAUAUAAACUAUUGUCUUUGUGCAUCCUUUAGAUGUCAAGUGUUAAAUGAUAGAUCUUUAUUUACUUGUAAACACGUUUUAGCAGUUUGGCUAACUACCAUCACGAAAGAUAAAUUGUCUUAUCAAUAUAUAACAGAGGAACAAUUUCAAAGCUUGUUAUUAUUUCAAGUUUUAGAUAAAGAACAUGUACACUGAAGUAGAAAAUUAUAAUUUAGUUGCAAAGUUAGGAAAUCUUAAAACUAUAGUAUUGUUAUUAAAAGCAAUUAAUUUUAAAGAGGUAUAAUAAUAUUCGGCCAUUCUUUUGAGAUUUCUGGCAGAGACAAAAUAGAUUUUGAUAUAAGAACUUUUUGAUUUUCUUCAGAAUGCCACAUGUUUUGGAACUGAGAAUGGUUUAAAAGUAACAGUAGAAGAUGCAAAAUGCAUGCAAGCUAGUGCUUAUAUACCAGCUCAUGUAUUUCAGGUGUUUAAUUUAAAGGAAGACGUAAUAUUUAGAGUAAAUUUAAACAUAUUAGUGGAGUGCCUCUGUAUGUUUUGGAGUAAUAUAAAUUGUCAAGGGAGCUCUGUAGCUUUGCAGCUCUUCUAUGAAGUA